Molecule: messenger RNA, 5038 nt
Organism: Monopterus albus (swamp eel)
Lineage: Eukaryota; Metazoa; Chordata; Actinopteri; Synbranchiformes; Synbranchidae
Gene: mntb
Product: MAX network transcriptional repressor b
Biological process (GO): regulation of transcription by RNA polymerase II
Molecular function (GO): RNA polymerase II cis-regulatory region sequence-specific DNA binding; DNA-binding transcription factor activity, RNA polymerase II-specific; protein dimerization activity
Source: RefSeq, a predicted model, not a curated record
UAUCACAUAAUAGUUGCUCAUCUAAAUGUUAAUCUCAGUAUGUGCUUCUAAAACACAUUAACGAUUUCUGUACAAUAAUAAAAUACCAUUCUUGACAUUACACACCAUUUCAAAUGUAAUGUUGCAGUAUCUGUGGCUCAUUACUAUUUAAAUAAUAAAACUUAUUUGAACCUUAAACACGAACCGACUGAAUAAUAAGAAGAGUACAUGUUGAUCAGAUGCUCCGCCUCAUACGCUAACUCCCGCCCCUCGCCUGCUUGAUUGACAGCUGUGAACUCGAGACAGCAGGGUGGCCAGUCACGCUCUCGCCAUGCAAAUGAGCCGCGCUCGGGCCGGGCGGGUGCCCAUGUGGACCAGCACCAUGCCUUGUUGUUCUGCGCGCUGAUUGGUCCGCUGGCGCCUGAUCGGUCUUCAUGUGCUGCGGGCCAGCAGCGGGAGCAAAAACACGGAGAACGGGUGAGAGCAACGGACCGUCCCUAUCCUCAAUCCCACCUGGAUUCCCAAAUACACCAUGAGCCAUUUUAUUCCAUGAGCUUCAAGGCAGAGCUUAUAAUAAUUGUAAUAUCAAUGGAAAUUAUAUUUUGUCACGUGGGGAGUAGCGGUUGCCAGCACGGCGGAACAGGGAGUAAUGCGGUCUCCGGGUUUACUCAGAGGCCGUAGUGAUAGGGCGGGGCAGGAACUCGGGAGGGGCGGGUCUUAACGAGAACACGACUCGCCUUGUUGUGUGUAUUCCCGUGCUCGCCACGCCAUCUUGUUGCAAUCCUAUUUUUUACGUAUGCGAGGAUCUACUUUACGUUAGGCUGGAUUAAAAAUUGUCCGAAACACAGGGUACUAGAACCUUCCGUGCUGCAGGUGUGGACCGUACACAUAGCGCUUCCUAGCGGUACUCACUAGCUACGCCUCGGUCUAUUCCCCCUGCUGUCCCGGGCCACCGGGUCGCCUGUCGUGAGGGUUAGGAUUACGCGCAAUGAGCCUCUAUAUACUUUUGGAGGCGGCCAGAUAUCUGGAAUGGCAAGCCCAGCAACAACAGAUUACACGUGAGGAAGAGCAGUGCAAAGAGAAGGAGCUCAUCAACAGGGAGACAGAGUCGAAGCGUGUGGAACUUGUGACCUCUCAGCCAGUCAGAGCUAACCAUGUCACUUGGAGCGAUGACACUCACCGUCAGCAGGUGCACCACCCUCCUGCCCCUCCUCCCUCUCUCCCACCGCCACAAGUCCCCAUUGCUGUCAUUCCAAUGGUUCCAGUUGUCACAGCGACAUCCUUGGUGCAGCCCCUUCCACUUACAACGCCAGUUGCUGCAGUGGCGACAUCGCUGAACUGCUCCCCACCAGCUAAGAAUGCUUCCUCCCCUCCACAGCAGCAGCACCAGCAGCACCAGCAGCCGCCAUCUCGCCACCUGUUGUGCGCCGCCCCCCAGGUGAAGGUAGAACCUAGUGAGCAGGUGGUGGGGGCAAAACCCAGCCAAUCACAGCCUCAGGUUCAGAUUCAGUACCCAACCUCCAUCAGCACUAAUGGCCCCAGCUCUCAGCACGCACUGGUUCCACAUCAAGCUCCGCCCACAUCUCAGCCGCACCCGAACGGAGUGAAGCUGGAGGACAUGAGGGGGAUGGAAGGGAAGAGGAGACCAGGAGGAGCGGGGACCAGAGAGGUGCAUAAUAAACUGGAGAAGAACAGGCGAGCGCACCUCAAAGAAUGUUUCGAGACUCUGAAAAAGAACGUUCCUAAUGUUGAUGAGAAGAAAACGUCCAACCUCAGCGUUCUCCGCAGCGCUUUGCGAUACAUACAGACUCUGAAGAGGAAGGAGAAGGAGUAUGAGCAUGAGAUGGAGCGUUUAGCCCGAGAGAAGAUCACUACGCAGCAGCGGCUGGCUGAGCUGAAGAACGAGCUCAGUCAGUGCAUGGAUGUCAUGGAGAUCGACAGAGUCCUCCGACAGACCAUUCAGCCAGAGGACGACCAAGCCUCCACGUCCACCGCUUCAGAAGGAGAAGACAACUUUGAGCAGGACAUGGAUGAAGAUGCCUCCACUCCUCCUGCUCCCACGUCCCUCCCCAAACCAAUGCCUCCCAUCUUACAAGCUCAGCCACUCCUUACCUCUCAUCUGUCAAUCCAGCACACCACCUUGCCUCUCUCUGGAGUCCUAACUACGCCCUCUGUCUCUGCUCCCCCUCCCCCUCAGGCCAUCGCCCCAGCUCCAGCCCCUGCUCAGCCCCCUCCGCCUCCGGCUCAUUCCAUGCAGCCCCCGGCUGUACAGGUCCAGCCAACUGUCAUCGCUCAUGCUGCAGUCUCACACCCUUCAGUCAUCCAGACUGUUAAUCACACCCUCCCUGCAAUCACGCACAUCGCCCCUUCCCCUGGCCCUACUUCCUCUACUCCUCAGCCGAUCACGGCGACUCCAGUUGCAGCAGCCACUCACCAGCCAAUAACCGGCCAGCCCAUCGGACACAUCACCGUCCACCCGGUGGCCCACCUGGGAGGCCCUCUGUCAUCCCAUCUCCCGACUAUUUACCCCCAGGGCGUGUCAGUGUCCCAGCCCACCGUGGUGGGCCACAUCACUCACACCUUCACCCAUCACACCCUGCCGCAUGUCCAGGGUGCUCCCCAGGCUAACACUGGAGCCCAGGUGAACAGCGCAGCCAUGGUAAGCCAGGGCAGCCCGUCGCUAGGGAAACCCACAGCAGUGCUGGCCCCCCACCCCCAGCUGGUUGGACAGGCUGCCGUCCUCAACCCUGUCACCAUGGUGACAGUCCCAACCUUCCCUGUCAGCACACUCAAACUGGCCUGAAACAUGCAGGAGGAGAGAAGGAUUCAGAACUUCUGAAUGAAUUUUCUCCCUCCUAUCAAUAAUCAAAAGACACAUGAAUAUUUAGAGAUAAAACACAUCAACUGUUUUUGGACACCUCAUGAUGAAUAUCUUCAGAGAUAUUUUGGUCACAGCUCUGUUAGGUUGUGAACAAUAACAUUAGAGCAGAUUCAGUGGGUCAAGCCAUUGUCUGUGAAAACAAGACUGUGACAUUUGUCUCCGCUGCAACGACAGGAACUCAGUUUUAUCUUCCUUUCUUGCCUUCUUCUCUCCUUCCUUCCCUUCUUUCUUCCUGUUUGCUCUCCUUGCUGUACAACCAGAAGCACUAACACAUUAAGCUCAGCUCGCACUCAGGCAUCAAGAAAUGAAUGGAAGUGUUCAUUCACUGAAGGAAAACACGAGGGAGAGAGAGAGUCGUUUGUCAUUAGGCUGUCGCUGUGCUGAUGCAGUUUGUACCUGUUUUGUCUUCACAUAGUCAUGACGUCAUGUUGGACAUUGUGGUGGGAUAAUGUCACUGAUGUGUUUGUGAGCAGGAGGAGGGAGGGAGUCUGGAUAGAUUACACACAGGGCUCUGAUCAGCUGUGAAGUCAGUGACGUUAUGCAGACAGGUAAAUAGAGCUACAGCAUUGUCAUUUGUUUGCUCAUUUAUAUAGCUUAAAUGACAUUCAUAAUGUCCUUCAAAAUACAGAGCAGCUCCAGAAAUGAGGGGAAGGAUUAGGACAGGGAUUGCUCGGUUUGCUUAACAUACAUCAGCAUCUAUUAUUGUUUGCUUUGUGGAGACGUUGUGUCAAGAAGCAACAUAAACUUUGCCUUUUAGUUACUGCACCACCAUCAAACUACUGAUUUAAAAGUAGAGCAACAAGUAUGAGCUCAGCAGUCCGAGAGUCCUGAAACAGCCUGGAAUCAAAGCAGGAAACCAAGUUAGGAUUCGGAUUUGGUAAAAUGGGAUUUUCCAUAUUGUUACAGUUUGAAAACGGUUGAAUAAAGGUUUGAAAAAGUAAUUCAUGUAGCCAGUUAAAUGUAUAAGGACAGAAGAACGCUACUUUUUAGGCAGUAAAAAACUCGGUCAGAAUUACACCUCAACAUCUUCUAAGGGCUUUUUGAAACAGCAGCUAUAAGGAGAAAGGCUCCGGGACCCAUCUGUUACUGUCAGAUUGAUGUGAUUCUCACUGUGAACUGACCUGGCAUGAUGACUUUACUGUGAGAGAUCACAGUCGCCGCAGAAUUGUCGUGAAUUCGCCACCAACACGUUUAUGAAUUGGUGACAUUUGGCCUAUUAUAGAUUUUUUUGGAUGCUGAAUAAGAACCUGCAAGAAAAGUCUUUUUGCAGAUGCCUCAAGUUUGUGUGGUAAAUUUAAUUUCAGAGAUCACCCAGGAAAGGAAGCUGACAGUUCUGCUCUCAAAACAUUCAGUGACAGGUUUUCUCAUGGGCAAUACUGGUUUUCCUCCUCGUCAGCCUGAUGCAACAGCUCCCUCUGCUGCCGCAUCUCGUACCUCAUACUGAUGCUACUCGCAAAACGACCAAGGGGCUCAAUACAAACUUCUUGCACAAAGUCUAGAGAAAUAAUGAGAGUGUACAAGUUCACUGUCACCCUUGAAAACUGUUGCUUAACAAAAACCGUUUAAGCUGAGUGAAGUGAUGUACUGUUAUAUUUCAUACAGUAUAGAAUGUUGGUCAUGUUAUAAACUCCAGCACCUGAGAAGGUUGAAAUAGCUCCAGAAGAGCUAGUUAGUUAACCUUAAGUGACUUUUUUUUUCUUUAUGGAAAAAACCUAGUGGAGAUAAGUUGUUCUCAUUUGGAAUAGUUUGGAUAUAGCACAGAAAAUAUUUUUAAAAAAGACUGGGGAAAGGAUUGUACCAGCAUAAGAUCAGUUUGCUCUAGUCCACAAAUGAGUUUUCUUAAUUUUUAAAAGUGGGAAAAUGGGUUGUGGCGCCCACUUUUCCUCGUCUUUUGUGUGUUCAUGUGCGCAGGCUCCGUGGCCUAUACAUGUCACACCAUUAAAUCUCCCGUCAGUGUAUGUCGUCAGUGUUAUGUGGAUCUGCUCCCUGCUUCUUCUGCUGUUUCUCUGUGUUGUCUGUGUAUGUGACUGUAUGUUUUAUAUUCUGUGCUAUAGUUAAUCCUACUGUUCCUGUAGCAUGGCUGUUUUUGGUUAUACAGUUUUCUCUGUGCAUGAUGUAGUUUGUAUGUGUAGCAGGCAAGCCUUUUUUUUUUUUUUUUUUUUUUUUUAAUUAGGGGGG